AUGGCUGAGAAGAAACAUAAACAAGAGGAGAGGUGUGGAGUUGACCUGAACCCGGAUCAGUUCCGCUGUUCAGUAUGUCUGGAGCUGCUUAUAGAGCCAGUCACUCUUCAUUGCGGUCAUAGUUUCUGCCAACACUGUAUAAAACGCUUCUGGGACGUGGAGAAUGUGAAGGGAGAGUACACCUGCCCCGACUGCAGAGAGAGAUUCAGUCCCAGGCCUGUGCUGCGGAGGAACAACACGCUGGCUGAGGUUGUGGAGAAGCUGAAGAGGAGUCAGACCCAGCAGACUUCUCCCUCUGCUCCUCUGGCUUGUGAUGCCCCGACAAAUGUUGCCUGUGAUUUCUGCGGUGGUGCCGAACCCAUGAAAGCCACUAUGUCUUGCCUGACGUGCUUGGCAUCAUACUGUCCAGCCCACCUACAGGCUCACUACAGUGUUCCUGUGUUGAUGAAGCACCAGCUGGUCUCUGCUAUGGUCCCGCUGUGUACGAAGAUAUGUACAGAGCACAGCAAGCUGAUGGAGAUCUACUGUCAGACAGACAAGCAGCUUGUUUGCUCUCUGUGCACUGUAAAAGACCAUGAGGGCCACAAAACAGUCCCUGUUUCAGUACAGAAGGCUGAGUCAGAGAAAUGGCUGGUCUCAACUCAAAAGAAAGUCCAGGAAAGAGUCCAGCAGGGAGAGGAGGAGCAGACAAAGCUCAGCCAAGCGGAGGAGAAUCUCAAGAGUUGUGCCGAGGCUGCAGUGAAAGACUGUGACAAGCUCUUCGACCAGUUGAUCUCCAUGCAGAAAAGACGCAGCGAGGUGAAGCAGCUGAUUAUAGCACAGGAGAAGACUGCAAUCACUCAGGUUAAAGAGCUGCGGCUGCAGCAGGGGAAAGAGAUUGCUAAGCUGAGGACAAGAGACGCUCUCUUGGAACGACUGCUGCACACCGACGACCACAUCUAUUUGAUUCAGACUCUUUCCAAUUUCUGCGACCCUCCGGAGGUUUCGGUUGGAGCUGGUCCUCCGCGCUCUUUCAGAGAUGUGACUGACUGCGUGUCUGAGCUGAGAGACCAGCUGGAGGCCAUGCUGAAGGACACGUGGCCAAGGAUCUCUGUCACAGCUUCUUAUGUUGACUUCACGCUGACACCAGAACCAACAACCAGAGAGGAGUGUUUACAAUAUCGCUGUCCUCUCACACUGGAUGUGAACUCAAACUACGCCUAUCUCUACCUGGUAGACAACAUGCACAUGAUGAAGCCUUCUCCCAGCCCAUAUUCUGCUCACCCAGACAGGUUUACUAAGUUUGCACAAGUUCUGUGCGAAGAGGGUUUGUCAAAGCAAUGUUAUUGGGAGGUGCAGUGGUACGGUCGCUCUCUCUCUGCGGCAGUGUCAUACAAAGACAUCAGCCGAACAACGGAUGACUCACGGUUUGGAAGCAACAACAAGUCCUGGAGCUUAGAGUGCACAUCAAAGGGCUACUCGUUCCAUCACAAUAAUGUAGAAACACCAGUGUCAGGACCUUGCUCCUACAAGAUUGGAGUAUAUCUGGAUUAUAAAGCAGGCAUCCUGUGUUUUUAUCAUGUCUCUGACUCGGUGGUGCUGCUCCACAAAGUUCAGACCACCUUCACACAGCCUCUCCAUCCUGGACUUGGGCUUAACUAUGAAUGGUAUGAUGCUGGAGUGUAUGCACAGCUGGUCAAGUUGUUGUAGUAAAAGUGUGUGCUGGACCAUUAAAACACUAGAGGAAUAUAGAUGGGAGAACUUGAAAGACUUUGUGCUUAAACAUAACAAAAUAUUUAUUUUCUUCUUUUCCCAUCUAUAAUAUUUUCCUCUAUGUCCCUCCCAGAGCUUCUUUCUAGA
Messenger RNA from Scomber japonicus (chub mackerel), 1839 nucleotides. RefSeq names its product E3 ubiquitin-protein ligase TRIM47-like. The record is from RefSeq and is a predicted model, not a curated record. The transcript is spliced from 7 exons. Gene Ontology annotation, molecular function: zinc ion binding; protein binding. Lineage: Eukaryota; Metazoa; Chordata; Actinopteri; Scombriformes; Scombridae. Bases 1 to 1689 code for a protein of 562 amino acids.